Dipodomys ordii (Ord's kangaroo rat) is the source of this 927-nucleotide messenger RNA. Its product is annotated as N-acetyllactosaminide beta-1,6-N-acetylglucosaminyl-transferase, isoform B. Gene Ontology annotation, cellular component: membrane. Bases 1 to 927 code for a protein of 308 amino acids. Gene Ontology annotation, molecular function: acetylglucosaminyltransferase activity. The record is from RefSeq and is a predicted model, not a curated record. Lineage: Eukaryota; Metazoa; Chordata; Mammalia; Rodentia; Heteromyidae. The transcript has a single exon. Gene Ontology annotation, biological process: transforming growth factor beta receptor signaling pathway.
AUGCCUUUAUCCGUGCGGUCCCUAUUUAUAGUUUCUGUCUCUGCUGUCAUUGUUUUUAUCGUGUUCUAUGUGUUCAGCUUUGGGGGAGAUCAAAGCUACCAGAGGUUAAAUAUUUCUGAUGCUAGGAUUCUGACUCAAGUUUGCACAUCCUUUAUCAAUGGGAAAACUCCUUUCCUGUGGAGAAAUAAGCUCAUGAUCUAUGAGAAAUCUUCUUGCAAGGAAUACUCGACUCACAGCCACUAUAUCACAGCUCCUUUAUCUCAAGAAGAAGUUGAAUUUCCUUUGGCGUACAUCAUGGUCAUCCAUCAUAAUUUUGACACCUUUGCAAGACUCUUCAGAUCCAUCUACAUGCCCCAAAAUGUCUACUGCAUUCACGUGGAUGAAAAGGCCACGGUUGAAUUCAAAGAAGCCGUGGGACAGUUAGUCAGCUGCUUCCCAAAUGCGUUUCUGGCUUCCAAGAUGGAACCCGUGGUCUAUGGUGGGAUCUCCAGGCUCCAGGCUGACCUGAACUGCUUGAAGGAUCUGGUGGCCACUGAGGUCCCCUGGAAGUACCUCCUCAACACCUGUGGGCAAGAUUUCCCCCUGAAGACCAACAGGGAAAUCGUGCAGUAUCUGAAAGGACUUAAAGGGAAGAAUCUCACCCCAGGGGUGCUGCCCCCAGCCCACGCCGUCGGGAGGACUAAGUUUGUCCACCGAGAGCAUCUGGGUAAAGAGCUUUCCUAUGUGAUCCGAACGGCCACCUUGAAGCCGCCGCCUCCCCAUAACCUCACCAUUUACUUUGGCUCAGCUUAUGUUGCUCUAUCAAGAGAGUUUGCUAACUUUGUUCUCCAUGACUCACGGGCUGUUGAUUUGCUCCAGUGGUCCAAGGACACUUUCAGUCCGGAUGAACAUUUCUGGGUGACGCUCAAUAGGAUUCCAGGUAUGUGA